Molecule: messenger RNA, 654 nt
Organism: Closterium sp. Yama58-4
Lineage: Eukaryota; Viridiplantae; Streptophyta; Zygnematophyceae; Desmidiales; Closteriaceae
Source: the annotation of a GenBank genome assembly
AUGGUAAAUCGCGUGUCGAUGUGCGCGGCGUAUGGGAAGGUUGCGGCGAGCGUGGCGUUUGGGAAGGUCGACACGAGCGCGGAGGGGAAGGCGGGUGAGAACGCGGAGAUGGAAGGCGCGGAGGGGAUGGCGGACGAGAAGACGGAGAUGGGGGCCCAGGCGUUAGCGGCAUCUGCAUGCGCCCUCUGGUGCUACAUGUCGACGGGUGCGUCGGUGCUCGGUGCUGUGGGCGAAGGGAAGGCGGCCGCGAUGGUGGCAGGUGCAGGGGAGGAGAGGGCCGAGCGCUUCAAGAAGGUCAUGCACUUGGUUAUCGACUUUGCAAAAAGUCGGAAGGCUCCCGCGGGGGAGGUUGCACAUAACGUCGCGCCAGAGCUGCAGCGCUAUGGAGUGGCCAGGGCCUUCGAGGCGGGAAUUGAGGAAGUCGAGGCCGACAUGAUCGCAAGAGCGACGGUCGAGACCUUGGCGUUCUGGGGAAUGUGCCCCGUCGCCGGGCCCAAGCUCAAAGCGGAGGGCAUCGAUGUGCCGUGUGACGCGAAGAUGGAGUACGAUUUGGAGCACAGGGGGAGGAAGGGUGAGAAGGUCAAGCAGGGCAAGGGCAGCAAGAGGAAGAAGACGAAGGCGGAGAAGCAGGCGAAGGACAGUACGGAUGCGUAG